This is a messenger RNA of Penicillium olsonii, 1629 nucleotides long. The record is from the annotation of a GenBank genome assembly. Lineage: Eukaryota; Fungi; Ascomycota; Eurotiomycetes; Eurotiales; Aspergillaceae.
AUGACAGCCUUGAACUCCAGCGCGGACGUCGCGGCUCAAGCGACUAAUGUUCGCGCAGAACUGAAGGUCUGGGAGAAAGCGUUUGCCUCGGCAAAUGGGGGCAAGAAGGCCGGACGUGACGAUAUCAAACAGAAUGCAGAAAUCGCCGCAAAAUACAAGGAAUACAGUCGUCUGAAAGCCCUAGAGUCAUCUCUGAGUCGACGGGAGAAUCGCCAGCAGGAACCAUCGGACAGCCACUCCAAAAAGCGGAAGCAUGCAUCACCACCCGGUCAAGAAGCAUAUCAACAAAUUACACCUCGCAAGUCGUCCAAAGGGCUUUUCGCAACCCCUUCCAACAACCGCACCAGGAUUCAUCCAGCAGACCUCGAUCCUUAUGACUCGCCAAAUACCCUGCGCAGGCUCUUCAGUCCUAGCGCACACCGUGAGGGACAGCCUGCGCCAUCGCCGCUAAAGACGGCAAUUGGCCCGACACCACAGCGCGAUGGAAAGACACUCGGUCUCUUUGAUAUGCUAUCCGAAUCCGGGGGAAGUCAUGACACACCAGCCGCCAAGAGGCAGUCGAACAACCUCGCUGCAGCCUUUCAGACUCCCUCCAAGCGGAGACCCGUGGAACCCAUCCCAGAGCUCCCAGAAAACGAGCCGCAGCAAGAAACGCCCAGACUUGCACGCACACCCGCAUCCGAGACUAAACAGUUUUACCUCGCGAAUCUCUUCGCGACACCCACAACCAUGCGAUACGCAGCAAUGGUGGAAGCCGAGGAUAACAAGGAGACACAGAAGGAUGAGCUGCGGGCUCCCUCGCAAAUGUCACCGCCUGCUCACUCGGAGACACCGUCAUUCCUCCGCCGCUCCAAUUCCGGCCGAUACCCCCCGCCCAGUGCGGGUUUGGGCGGACCGGGCCUGAGUCCUAUCGCCUCGCGCAAGCCACAGAGAUUCGCCAGCAAAGGCUUAUCUCACCUAGUUCAGGGCCUACGAGAUAUGGAAGAAGAUCGCUUGGAAGAUGACUGGGAUAUAUUGCGCGAGAUGGAAGAGGAAGCCGAAGCCGAAGAGGCUGCUAAAUUGCAAGAGGAAAAUCCAGAGCCAGACGUCAACCGAAAAUACAAAAAGAAGGGUCAGAAACGGACGACCCGACGAGUGACUAUGAGACCGGUUCUUCAGCAGCCUAAGCCAAAGGAGAAUGCCGGCGAACCAAUCGCCGACGAAGACUCUGGCAGUGACGACGAACUUGCCGCUGUCCCAGAGACUCAGAUAGCGCCUGCUCCCGAAGAAUGGGACGAUGUUCCAAGUGAUAUCGAAAGGGCGGAAGCCGCCACUUCCCAUGCCACGCCAGAGCCCGAGCUUGAUACCGAGGCAGAAUAUGAUCAGGACUCGGACGAUGAUCCUGAAUUCGGUUAUGCCAAACCUGCCAAGCCGAAGAGCUUCUCGGAGCGUAUUAAGGAAGCGGUUUCGUCGUCUGCUGCGAAGCCCAAGGAGCAGGCGCCUCUGGGUAAACCCCCGAAGACUGCUGAGCCCUCGGAGAAGAAGCCUCGUCCUCGAAAGGUAAACCCUCAGACUCAUGCGAACUAUCGGUCUAUAAACAUCAACCGGGGAGGUUCCUCUCGUGGAAGAGGCCGCUUCCGUCGGAGAUAG